CGCGCGGGGCGGGGUCGCAUGCGCGGGGUCGGGGGCGCGCGGGCCGAAGCGGACUAGGGACGCGGCGGCGGUUGGCGUUGGCUUCUGAGAGUCCAACCAGGACCGUGAGAGGCGACGGAGGAGGCACCGCGGCACCGGCAGAGGCGGCGACAGCGGUUGAGGCGGCGGUCCAACGCGUGCUCUCUGGGCGGGGUGCGGCGGGCGAUGUGUCUGCCCAGGCCGGGCGGAGUCUCUCUGACAGGGCGGGGGAUGCACGGCGGCCGCUCGCCCGGACCCUGAGGCGGCUGGGCCCACCCUCCCGGAACCGUCCGACUCUUGGGGGCCUCCGCCUCUGCUGUCUCCUCCGGUCUGACCCUGGGGCCGAGGCUGAGGCGGCUUCCGCCGAAGAGGAGGGGGCUGCCACCGCGGCGAAGCCCGAGAGGCAACCACUGUUUCCAUCUUCGUGUGUGACCUUCCUGUGAUACUUCUAGUGUAUACAGUUCUUUUGCCACGAAAAUGGUUUGCACAGUCUUGAACACGUACUAUCCAUGCUGAUGGGACAGGAUCCAAUAUGAAUAUAAAUGAUGGAGGAAGACGACGCUUUGAGGAUAAUGAACAUACAUUACGUAUAUAUCCUGGGACAAUUUCAGAAGGGACAAUCUACUGUCCAAUUCCUGCCAGAAAAAACUCCACAGCUGCUGAGGUGAUUGAAUCUCUCAUAAACAGGCUUAAUCUUGACAAAACAAAAUGUUACGUACUAGCAGAAGUAAAGGAAUUUGGUGGAGAAGAAUGGAUACUCAAUCCAACAGACUGUCCAGUUCAGCGAAUGAUGUUGUGGCCCCGAAUGGCUCUGGAAAAUCGCCUGAGUGGAGAGGACUACCGCUUUCUUCUGAGAGAAAAAAACCUUGAUGGAUCAAUCCAUUAUGGUAGUCUUCAGUCAUGGCUCCGGGUAACAGAAGAACGUCGCAGGAUGAUGGAACGGGGUUUUCUUCCACAGCCUCAACAGAAAGACUUUGAUGAUUUAUGUAGUUUACCUGAUUUGAAUGAGAAAACUCUCUUAGAAAAUCUACGAAAUCGCUUUAAGCAUGAAAAAAUUUAUACGUAUGUUGGCAGUAUUCUAAUAGUUAUUAACCCAUUCAAGUUUCUUCCUAUUUAUAACCCCAAAUAUGUCAAAAUGUAUGAUAACCACCAACUGGGAAAACUUGAGCCGCACAUUUAUGCUGUGGCUGAUGUAGCUUAUCAUGCUAUGCUUCAGCGCAAAAAGAAUCAGUGUAUUGUGAUUUCUGGAGAGAGUGGUUCCGGGAAGACUCAAAGCACAAACUUUCUUAUUCAUCACCUUACUGCUCUCAGUCAGAAAGGAUUUGCCAGUGGUGUAGAACAGAUUAUUCUUGGAGCUGGACCAGUACUUGAGGCCUUUGGAAAUGCAAAGACAGCUCAUAAUAACAAUUCAAGCCGUUUUGGCAAGUUUAUUCAAGUAAAUUACCAAGAAACAGGCACUGUACUUGGUGCCUAUGUUGAAAAAUAUCUACUGGAGAAGUCCAGACUCGUUUAUCAAGAGCAUAAUGAACGGAACUAUCAUGUAUUCUAUUACCUCCUGGCAGGAGCAAGUGAAGAAGAGAGAUUAGCAUUCCAUCUUAAACAACCAGAAGAAUAUCAUUAUCUCAAUCAGAUAACAAAGAAACCCCUCAGACAGAGCUGGGAUGAUUAUUGCUAUGACUCUGAGCCGGAUUGCUUCACAGUGGAAGGGGAAGAUUUGAGGCAUGACUUUGAACGCUUACAACUGGCUAUGGAAAUGGUAGGAUUUCUUCCCAAGACACGAAGACAGAUUUUCUCUCUUCUCUCAGCAAUACUACAUUUGGGUAAUAUCUGUUAUAAAAAGAAGACAUACCGGGAUGACUCCAUAGAUAUCUGUAAUCCUGAAAUUCUGCCUAUUGUCUCAGAAUUAUUAGAAGUUAAAGAAGAGAUGCUAUGUGAAGCAUUAGUUACAAGGAAGACUGUGACAGUGGGAGAAAAGCUUAUUUUACCAUAUAAGCUGGCAGAGGCUGUGACAGUGAGGAACUCCAUGGCUAAGUCCUUAUAUAGUGCCUUGUUUGACUGGAUAGUUUUUCGGAUUAAUCAUGCACUUUUGAAUAGUAAAGAUUUGGAGCAAAAUAUCAAGACUUUGUCCAUUGGUGUUCUUGAUAUUUUUGGAUUUGAAGAUUAUGAAAAUAACAGCUUUGAACAGUUCUGUAUUAAUUUUGCUAAUGAACGUUUACAACACUACUUUAAUCAGCAUAUCUUUAAAUUGGAGCAAGAGGAAUAUAGAACUGAAGGUAUCAGCUGGCACAAUAUAGAUUAUAUUGAUAAUACUUGUUGCAUAAAUCUUAUUAGCAAGAAGCCAACAGGACUGCUCCAUCUUUUAGAUGAAGAAAGCAACUUUCCACAGGCUACAAAUCAAACACUGCUAGACAAAUUUAAGCAUCAACAUGAGGAGAACUCUUACAUUGAAUUUCCAGCUGUGAUGGAACCUGCUUUCAUCAUAAAGCAUUAUGCCGGGAAAGUAAAAUAUGGAGUAAAGGAUUUCCGGGAAAAAAAUACAGAUCAUAUGCGCCCUGACAUUGUAGCUCUUCUGAGAAGUAGCAAGAAUGCAUUUAUCUCUGGGAUGAUUGGAAUUGAUCCCGUAGCUGUUUUCCGAUGGGCAGUUCUCCGAGCUUUUUUCAGAGCCGUGGUUGCUUUCAGGGAAGCUGGGAAAAGACACAUUCAGAGAAAAACUGGACAUGAUGAUACAACGCCAUGUGCAAUUUUGAAAAGUAUGGAUAGUUUUAGCUUUCUCCAACACCCAGUCCACCAGAGGAGCUUAGAGAUUCUGCAGAGGUGCAAGGAAGAGAAGUACAGUAUAACCCGGAAAAAUCCCAGAACACCUCUUUCUGAUCUCCAGGGCAUGAAUACUCUAAAUGAAAAAAACCAACAUGAUACAUUUGAUUUUUCCUGGAACGGCAGAACUGGGAUUCGCCAGAGCAGACUAUCAAGUAGCACCUCCUUGCUUGAUAAAGAUGGGAUAUUCUCUAAUUCAGCUAGCAGCAAACUCUUGGAGAGAGCCCAUGGAAUUCUCACGAGAAACAAAAACUUCAAAUCCAAACCUGGCCUUCCAAAGCACUUACUAGAGGUAAAUUCUUUAAAACACCUAACAAGACUGACCUUACAGGAUCGAAUUACCAAGUCUCUUCUUCAUUUGCACAAGAAGAAGAAACCUCCCAGCAUCAGUGCCCAGUUUCAGGCCUCAUUAAGCAAGCUGAUGGAGACACUUGGUCAAGCAGAACCUUAUUUUGUAAAAUGCAUUCGCUCUAAUGCUGAAAAGCUGCCGUUAAGGUUCAAUGAUGCCUUGGUACUUAGACAGCUUCGGUACACUGGGAUGCUGGAGACAGUUCGGAUUCGCCAGUCAGGAUACAGCUGCAAAUAUUCUUUCCAGGAUUUUGUGAGCCACUUCCAUGUACUUCUUCCCCGAAAUAUUAUUCCGUCCAAAUUUAACAUUCAGGAUUUCUUCAGGAAAAUAAAUCUUAAUCCAGAUAAUUAUCAAGUUGGAAAAUCCAUGGUGUUCCUAAAGGAGCAGGAACGACAGCACCUGCAAGAUCUGCUUCACCAAGAGGUGCUCCGUAGAAUCAUAGUGUUACAGCGAUGGUUCAGGGCCUUGCUGUGUAGGCAGCGUUUUCUCCAUCUGAGACAGGCCUCCAUUAUUAUCCAGCGAUUCUGGAGAAAUUACCUAAAUCAGAAGCAAGUCAGAGAUGCAGCUGUACAGAAGGAUGCUGUAGUUAUGGCUAGUGCAGCCACUCUUAUCCAAGCUUCCUGGCGUGCUCACUUAGAGAGGCAGCGGUAUUUGGAGCUACGGACUGCAGCUGUCAUCAUCCAGCAGAGAUGGAGGGAGCUCUAUAGGCGGAGGCACAUGGCUGCCAUCUGCAUACAGGCAAGAUGGAAAGGCUACAGGGAAAGUAAGAGGUAUCAAGAACAAAGAAACAAAAUUAUCCUUUUGCAGUCAAUAUGUAGAGGAUUCAGAGCAAGACAAAGAUUUAAAGCUUUAAGAGAACGAAGACUAAAAGAAACAAGACUAGAACUUGGAUCAUCAAGUAUUGAGCCAUAUGGAGCUCUGGAAAUUCAGGGUUCAGACCCUUCAGAAUGGGAAGAUCGUUCCUUUGACAACAGAGUAAAAGCCAUAGAGGAAGGUAAAUCUGUGAUAGAGAGUAAUCGAAUUAGCCAUGAAAGUUCAAUGGACUACUUGAAGGAGUCCCCAAACAAGCGACAGGAGAGAGCCAGAAGCCAAAGUGGUGUGGACUUGCAGGAAGAUGUGAUUGUAAGAGAGAGACCCAAGUCCUUGGAAGAUCUCCACCAGAAAAAAGUAGGUCGAGCUAAAAGAGAAAGUCGGAGAAUGAGAGAACUCGAGCAAGCUAUAUUUAGUUUAGAAUUACUGAAAGUACGUUCUCUUGGUGGUAUGUCUCCUUCAGAGGAACGAAGAUGGUCUACAGAACUGAUGCCUGAGGGCUUUCAGUCUCUACAGGGUACACCUGAUAGUGGAAGCUCUCAAGGAAGCUUGGAACUUCUGAGCUGUGAAGAAAGCCAAAAGAGCAAACUAGAGCCCAUAAUUUUAGAUGAAGGAGAUUUUCAGAUUCCAUCACCUAAAAGAUCUAGCAGUCCAAAAUUUGAAUCACAAGACAAUGCCCUCAGUGCCUCAAGUGAGACUAACUAUACGUUGAUUCAAAAGGGGGCACCCUCUGACUCAGUGCAUUUGAAGAAUGGGACAGUCAAGGAAAAACUAGGUUGCGGUUCUGAACCUAUUACCUGUAAGCCGCAACUGAGAGACUCCUUUAUUUCAAAUAGUCUGCCUACAUUUUUUUAUAUUCCCCCACAAGACCCACUGAAAACAAUUUCCCAACUAGACACAAGUAUCCAGAGAAACAAACUAUUGGAAAGUGAAGAAACACUUCCAGCUCUUACUUUGGAUAUCAGUAGGGAAGCCAGAAAGUACCACUUCUCAGAAGCAAACCAAGUUGUUGCUUAUUUGAAUACAGAUUCUUCUAAUACUGUGCUUAAGAAGUUAGAAAAGCUAAACACAGAGAAGGAAGAAAGGCAAAAGCAGUUGCAGCAGCAGAAUGAAAAAGAAAUGAUGGAACAGAUUCGCCAGCAAACAGAUAUUUUAGAGAAGGAGCGUAAAGCCUUCAAGACAAUUGAAAAGCCAAGAAUUGGAGAGUGUUCUCUGGCACCAUCUUUCCAUCAAUCAAAGCGAAGAAUAGAGAGGCCAUCCUCUCUCCUCAUCCUGAAUACCCCAAAUAAGGAAGAACCCAGUGUACUAGGGCCUCUAUCAGUAUCUGUGAAAGAUGCAGCUCUUGCCCCAAAAGACAGUCCCUCUGCUCACUUACCCCUGAAGGACCCACAUGUCACCCUGUUCUUUGAAAGAAAAGGAGGCCCAUGCCAGUCUAGUACUGUCAAGGAGUUAUCCAAGACAGACAGAAUGUCCACCCAGCAAAAUAUAGCCUGUAAACUCUCUAAUAAUCGCAUCUCAAAAAGAGAACACCUUAGGCCUACUCAGUAUUAUAGCCACAAAUCUGAUGACCCUUCUGGAGAUGGAGCUACUAGGGCCAUAUUCUUCACGCCAAAGGACAAUAUGAGUAUUUCCCUUGUCGACAAGGAAGCCUUAAACAGUGGAAAUCCUCAACUCCAUAAACAAGAUGAACCAGCUUGGAAACCUGUGAAGUUAACUGGGCCGGGCCAAAGAGAGCAGGUUGCCAGACCGGCCCAUAAAAAGAAAGCUCGAAUGGCGCGGACGCGCUCCGAUUUCUUGACUAGAGGUACUUUUGCCGAUGGGGAGGGGGAUACAGAGGAAGAUGAUUACGAUGACAUUAUUGAGCCCCUUCUCUCCCUUGACCAAGCUUCUCACUCUGAGCUAGGGCCUACACCCAGCCUGGGUCAGGCCUCUCACAGUGACUCCGAAAUGACAUCACAGCGAUUUUCUUCGGUUGAUGAAGAAGCAAAGCUUCAUAAGACUAUGUCUCAAGGAGAGAUUACAAAGUUGGCAGUGAGACAGAAGGCUUCAGAUUUGGAUAUAAGACCUCAGAGAGCUAAGAUGAGAUUCUGGGCCAAAGGGAAACAAGGGGAGAAGAAGACUACUAGAGUGAAACCUGCCACCCAGUCGGAGGUUUUGGCACUCUUUGCUGGCUCAGAGAUGAUUCCAGCUCAUCAGUUUCCAGAGGAAUUAGCUCAGUAUCACCCAACUCCUCCUUUGAGUCCAGAAUUGCCUGGAAGUUGCCGGAAGGAGUUCAAAGAGAAUAAAGAGCCUUCUCCAAAGGCAAAGCGCAAGCGAAGUGUGAAGAUCAGCAGCGUGGCUUUGGAGUCUAUGCAAUGGCAAAAUGACUCUGUUCAGAUCAUAGCAAGUGCCAGUGAUUUAAAAAGCAUGGAUGAGUUUCUUCUGAAAAAGAUGAAUGACCUAGAUAAUGAAGACAGCAAGAAAGACACACUAGUAGAUGUUGUGUUUAAAAAAGCCCUAAAAGAAUUUCGGCAGAAUAUCUUCAGCUUUUAUUCAUCUGCGUUGGCGAUAGAUGAUGGGAAAAGCAUACGGUAUAAAGAUCUCUACGCACUAUUUGAACAGAUUCUGGAAAAGACCAUGAGGCUUGAGCAGCGUGAUUGGAAUGAAUCUCCAGUCAGAGUUUGGGUCAACACUUUUAAAGUGUUUUUAGAUGAAUAUAUGAAUGAAUUCAAGACUUUGGAUUGUAUACCCACAAAGGUGCCAAAAACAGAAAGAAAGAAAAGAAGGAAAAAAGAAACUGAUUUAGUGGAAGAGCACAAUGGUCACAUCUUUAAGGCCACCCAAUAUAGCAUCCCUACAUACUGUGAGUACUGUUCUUCUUUGAUAUGGAUAAUGGACCGAGCCUCUGUUUGCAAAUUAUGCAAGUAUGCUUGCCAUAAGAAGUGCUGUCUGAAAACCACAGCCAAGUGCUCUAAAAAGUAUGAUCCAGAGCUAUCAUCUCGACAGUUUGGGGUUGAACUGUCUCGUUUGACCAGUGAAGACCGAACUGUUCCUUUAGUGGUGGAAAAGCUCAUAAACUACAUUGAAAUGCAUGGACUGUACACAGAAGGUAUUUACCGAAAGUCUGGUUCAACUAAUAAAAUCAAGGAGCUUCGUCAAGGUCUAGAUACAGAUGCUGAGAGCGUAAACCUAGAUGACUAUAACAUACAUGUCAUUGCAAGUGUAUUCAAACAAUGGCUUCGGGAUUUGCCCAAUCCACUCAUGACCUUUGAACUCUAUGAGGAAUUUCUUCGAGCUAUGGGCCUUCAGGAGAGGAAAGAGACAAUCCGUGGUGUAUACUCUGUGAUUGACCAGCUCUCCCGAACUCAUCUCAAUACACUGGAACGCCUCAUCUUUCAUUUAGUCAGGAUUGCUCUACAGGAAGAUAGUAAUCGAAUGUCUGCUAAUGCUUUAGCCAUUGUGUUUGCGCCCUGCAUUCUCCGCUGCCCUGACACCAUUGACCCGCUACAAAGUGUGCAGGACAUCAGUAAGACUACCACCUGUGUGGAGCUAAUUGUUGUGGAACAAAUGAAUAAAUAUAAGGCUCGUCUCAAAGACAUCAGUAGCCUGGAAUUUGCUGAGAAUAAGGCAAAGACCAGGCUAUCACUGAUUCGUAGAUCAAUGAAACCUGUACUAAUUGCAGUUAGAUUUAUGAGCAUUACCCGCAAUUCAGUCUCGGGAAAGGGGCGUCUUCAUCGAGGAAACUAUCCAAGUCCAUCCUCUCCUGUUGUAGUCCGAUUGCCCUCCAUGUCUGAUGUCCCAGAAGAGACCUUGACUAGUGAGGCAGUCUUGGAGACUGACAUCACAGAGCAGCAGCAAGCGGCUAUGCAGCAGGAAGAGAGAGUACUGACUGAGCAGAUUGAGAACCUACAGAAAGAGAAAGAGGAGCUAACAUUUGAAAUGCUUGUACUGGAACCACGUGCCUCUGAUGAUGAAACCCUUGAGUCUGAGGCCUCUAUUGGAACUGCCGAUAGCUCAGAAAAUUUGAAUAUUGAGUCUGAAGGUGCCAUUUCUGAAAAAUCAGAGAGAAGCUUAGCCCUUAGUUCUCUGAAGGCAGCUGGCAAGUCUGAACCUUCAGGCAAGUUGCGAAAACAGCUAAAAAAGCAGCAGGACUCUUUGGAUUCAGUGGACUCUUCAGUCUCUUCUUUAUGUUCGUCUAACACUGCAUCCUCCCAUGGGACCAGAAAACGAUUUCAAAUUUAUUCCAAAUCUCCAUUCUACCGAGCUGCCUCAGCUGGUGAGGCCCCAGGAAUGGAAGGGCUGUUGGGCCAGACCAAAUCCCUGGAAGACAGGCCUCAAUUCAUCAGCAGAGGAACCUUCAACCCUGAAAAGGGCAAACAAAAAUUAAAGAAUGUGAAAAACUCACCUCAGAAAACCAAAGAGACCUCAGAGGGGACAGUCGUGUCUGGCCACAGGAGAACUGUGGACCCAGACUGCAGUUCCACCCAACAGCUAGCUCUCUUUGGAAAUAAUGAGUUUAUGGUCUGAACUAGCAGGUGUGUGUCCCUGCAUGGCUACAGAGUGGUAAACACAUCUCGUCUUUGGGGCGUCUUCUCAUCACCUCAUCGCAGUAGUCCAUCCUAAUUGUGGUCCUGCCUCUUACCCAAGCAUACAACCAAGACCAUGUGUGCUGAAUUCCUGGGCCUCCUGCAGAAGUGGACAGGCCUCUUUGAAGCCUGCUUGGGAUGGCACCAGCUGUGCCUUGGCUGCUGUAUUUGACUAGAGAUUUCACUAAACAAAGCCACCUAGGACCUGGGGAUCUGGGUCAGUUGUGGAGGUCUUUGUAGUCGCCUCUCCUCCAUCCUCUUUUCCCUUCUUAGAGGUGGAUGUUGAACUAGGGGGGACAUUGUGGGCCUGCAGGACCCACUGAUUUCUGGCAUUUGAAGAAAACAUGUAAAUCUUUCUUAACCAUGAAAGCAAAAGCCUUUGGGUUUAUUUGGGGAUAGUUAGGAACUGAGGUAGAAUAUAAUUUUUUCCGAGGAUUUAUAAACAAAAAGCCUAAGCCCUCUAUUUUAAGAUUUUUGAAAAACACUCCGUAUUAUAUUCUGGGGAAAGUAAAAAAGCAGUUGUUUCCCUUAAGCCAUCAGAGCAUGUCUCAGACAUCUGGUUACUCAAUGAAGAAGAGAGUACAUAUUUUGUUUUUUGAUGAUGUUUAAUGUCAUAAUAAUCAAUGCUGGUUUAACUCCUGGUUAGUUCCUGCCAAAUAUAUUGCAUAGGCUGAAGUUUCAGUAGCCAUUCUCUUCUCUUUUUCCCUGGUCCUAGGACCAGGUUCCUCUAAAUUUUUUUAAAUGUCCCAGAGACAUGGUGAUCCCUAAACAUGAGGGUUUCAUCCUAAUCCAUCCAGGCCUUUCUCUUGGUAUAAAUUAAACUGAAGAUCACAUAUGAACCUGUUUAUCUGCUGGUGGAUUUUCACCAUGAACUCAAACAAAUAAUGUGACCAUUUAAUCACUUCUCCCAAAACAUUCACAUACAACAUUGCAUAAGUGUUACAGAAACCUGCCAAAAAAUAAAAAGAGAAAAGUUUUUAGUAUGACGCAUCUAACUUUUAUCUUCUCCUCAGACUAUCAGUAUUAAAUAGAUGAAAAAAAAAUCGAGGACUACUUGAAGCUAUUUUUGUUAAUAUUCUGGUUCCUGAAGUUUACUGUAAAUAUUUAUGUAUAGUAGGCAUAUUUCUUUUUAACCUUAUGCUUCCCUCCUCCCCAUGGAAUCUUUUCCCACAGAUUAGGAGCUAUUGGACAGGGUGGGUGAGAGCCACUCAUUCCCUGAUUUGGAGGAAAAGUCAGACCACCUUUUUCACCACUGGGUGUCUCCAUACCCCUGAGUUAGAAUAGCAUUUUAAGCUUCUUAGCAUUUGUGGGAUUAGAAACCUGUUUUUGCUAUUUAUAAUAUAUGGAAAAUGAAACAUGAUACCCUUUAUUGAGAUAAGUAUGUGAAGAUGUUUAUUUUUAAUGUUACUAAAUGCAUCUUGUCUAACUACCACAUGCACUGUUCUAAAAAAGAGCCUUUACCAUCUGUAACCUGAAUUUUGGUUAUUCUUCCUUUUCAUACUUAUUUGAUUUAAAGUUAUGGAAAUAUUAAGACUUUUGUUAAGGCAGAAUCUCUCCUGUUACACAACACUGAACCUCAUGCCACUGCCUCAGUGGUUAUUGUCGAGCCCCAGAGGUCAGACUUGGAACAUCAUUCUGAGUGGCAGCUAAACGUAGCAGGAGUCUUACCUCUCCCUGGUUUGGGUUCAGAAAUGAGUUAGGGAAAGGAAUCUUUUUAAAUCUCCAGAAUGAUGAUGGUUAGUGAGUAAAUGUUAGAUUUUAUAUCCUGCAAACAUCUGCCACCUUGUUCAUGCUGUGCUCAGGAGUAAUAAAUGUAAAGCCUUUAAAAAUCUGAAUUUCAGAGACUCUCCUAGAGGAAAGUCCAGCCGCUCAGCUUGGUUGUGUCAAAGUGGGAUUGCUGGUGCUGCAGGGCCCCAUGCUAGGCUGCACAGUCUGUUUCAGUAUUCUUGGGAGAGUAGUCUUCUGCUAGGCGUUGACUACUACUCUCCACUUGCUCCAGAACAUUGGUUAAAUACUAUACAAAAAAAGAAAUUACCCUUGUUGAAUAAUUUUCUUUGGCUCAGAGGAAUGGCGGAGAAUACAUCUUGACAUAUGUUCUCUCUUCUAAAUCGUUGUUUGCUUUUUUGCAAAUUAAGUUUUUGGCAGUCAUGUAGGUCACCUUAUAGGAAGUAGGUGAUGGAUGUUAAGAGACUUUAAUUUUUCUCAGGGAUCUGAAACCUGAAUUUGGAUAAAAUUAAAUAAAAAGUAUUUGUUUUUCAGUUGCUAGAUUUGUGGAUUUCUGGUCAUUUAACAAGCUGCCAGAAUGGAAGGUGGUGGGGAGGAGAGAUCCACUCAAUUUUAAGAAUGGAGAGCAAGUGUGGGACCCUCCCUUUGAAGGAAAGAAAGCUGCUGUUCUCAUAGGAUAACAGUCAUUGUUGGCCUGAUAAAGAUAUGAAGCCAUAACUCUUAAAAACUGUCAGAACCAAGUGCUGUAUCUCCUUCCACCUGAGCUUAACUGGUCCUCUCUGUGGUUAAAGUUAUGUCACCACAAAGUAAUGCUGUAUUACAAUCACUUAUGAUUAAGAUAUUUAACCUUAAUAUGUGUCAAGUUUGUGUUUCUUGUUGCUUCUCCUUUGCUUGUUUUCUUUGAUCUCAAAUGCCUCCAAGGAAAUCCCUGCAUGGCAGCGCUGGGACAGCCCCACGUGUGGUGCCUGUACUCCAAAAUGCAGAACAUUCUGUUCAUAUCACACAUUCCUUGCCCCAAACAAAGCCUGGAUUUUCACUUCCCCCCAUUAAAGCCAAGGUGUCCCUUAUCAUGGAAAAUUUAAUGGAAGCAGAGAAGUGUAAUUUUAGGUUCACACUGUAUAUCACAAAGUGAAACAGACUGCUUUAACAGCAUAGGGAGGUGACAUGCUUAGUUCAUAAUGCACUUUGUACUUCCUACCAUUUUAAUUUUUUUGUCUCUCUCGGCUUCUGAAAACACAAAGGGAGAUACAGCCUUCCCUAUGAGCCUUGCAAACACAGAGGGGCAUGAGAUCAGGAGAUGGGAUCCCAGAGCCCCCACCUUCUCAUGCUUUGGAAACCAGCUAUAGUUCUUACCCUGCUGGGAGGUUAGUGGAGAUUUGUGUGUCCCAUCACAAUAGGGUUGUUUUCACUGUCAAAGACAGAGUCCCAGAAGCGUGCUGAAAAGGAAGUCCAGCAAGGUUCUGCAGGCCCACUUCAGUAACUGGGGGCCAUGGUUUUUUGACUGUAACUAAGGAAUGUGUACCUUACAGAGCACUUUGGUGAACUAGAGAGAAGAAAGUAUUCUCAGGAUGUGUUCAAAGCUAAGUGAGUUUUAAUUUUGAAAAGAAACACAGUCCAGACGACCUUUCCUUUUCCUUCUCUCUCUCCUCUUUUUUUUCCUUUGGUGCAGAAGUGGACAUGGGGCGUGCAUCAUUCUGUGUUGACAAAUGUGUAUGUCUACCCAUAUUUUUGUGACAACUCCUCAGCACUGUCCCCCAGUACUAGUCUUCCUAGUCUUCCUAGUAAAAUUCCUUGGUACUUGUGGGAAUCUUCUUUCUAUGCCUCUAAAAUACUUUUAACCACUUUUCUUUGGAACCACUUCCACAUUUGAUUUGGUGUUAAAGUGUAACAGCAAGAUGAUGAUUGUGGACAUGGAUCUAUUAGGUCUUGUUGGUCUCUUGGUUUAAAUUGUUUUCAAAAAGCCUGCCAAGGGGCCUAUCACCUUGCUGUCCAUCCAUACUUUAUACCUAUUUAUCAGCCCUCUUAGGUCAUAUAAGAGUUGCACCUUUUGAACCAACUAAUUGUAUUUACUGGGGGAAAGGUGUGGACUACAGAUUAGUAUUAUAUUAUUUUAAUGGAUUUAAAGUAAUUUAUAAGUAUGCCAAGUGUAAAUUUUUAAAAGACUAUGUAUUGUAAAAGGACAUAUCCUAUGAAAUAUAAAUAUCAUUUUACUGUUUAACAGAAUAAUUCUAUAAGAAGGAUGAUUUAUCUCACCCAUAGAACUGAUUACAUUCCUGAUGCAAUCAGCAGGCACUUUGUAAUUUCCUUUUGGGUCUUUUUUUUGGAGGGGGAGAGCAAAACAUCAUCUGUAUAAAGUGCAGUUUGUAUCACUCAAAAUAUGCACUGUGCAGCUACACAAAAGCAGCUUGAUGAACAAAUCACUCCAUGGCUCAUUAAAGAACAAAGCUUCCAGAAGCA
Messenger RNA from Equus caballus (horse), 12738 nucleotides. It is a transcript of the gene MYO9A, whose product is annotated as myosin IXA. NCBI's taxonomy places the organism in Eukaryota, Metazoa, Chordata, Mammalia, Perissodactyla, Equidae. Gene Ontology annotation, biological process: intracellular signal transduction; positive regulation of GTPase activity; establishment of epithelial cell apical/basal polarity. Gene Ontology annotation, cellular component: myosin complex; actin filament; axonal growth cone. The record is from RefSeq and is a predicted model, not a curated record. Gene Ontology annotation, molecular function: microfilament motor activity; GTPase activator activity; actin filament binding.